Molecule: messenger RNA, 951 nt
Organism: Schistocerca gregaria
Lineage: Eukaryota; Metazoa; Arthropoda; Insecta; Orthoptera; Acrididae
Exons: 2
Coding region: 1-951 (316 amino acids)
Source: RefSeq, a predicted model, not a curated record
AUGGGCACAUUUUUAGCAGGACAGGGCGGCAGGUUCGUUGAUGAGGAAGGUGAUUUGGACACGAUAUUAGAGCAACGUCGCAGCCGUGACUAUGAUAGUGAGCUAGAUGAUGAAACAGAGACGGGCACACAGGUCGAGACAGUAGCAGUAGUUUAUAGUCAAGCGAACGCGAGCAGACAAAGGCCAGCUCGAUCACGUCAGAGCUCUAGCGACCAGGUGUCCAGAGUUAUUUCGCCCAUGUGUGACGAGGAUCAAAAAGAUGACAUUAACCCAGUACUGAGCUUCCUACGAUCAAUGAAAGAUGAAGCUGACGAACGGCGUAAGAAGGAAAAGGAAGAAGAUGAGAAACAUCGUAACAAGGAGAAGGAAGAAGAUGAGAAACAUCGUAACAAGGAGAAGGAAGAAGAUGAGAAACAUCAUAACAAGGAGAAGGAAGAAGAUGAGAAACAUCGUAACAAGGAGAAGGAAGAAGAUGAGAAACAUCGUAACAAGGAGAAGGAAGAAGAUGAGAAACAUCGUACAAGGAGAAGGAAGAAGAUGAGAAACAUCGAAAAGGAAGAAGAUGAGAAACAUCGUAACAAGGAGAAGGAAGAAGAUGAGAAACACCGUAACAAGGAGAAGGAAGAAGAUGAGAAACACCGUAACAAGGAGAAGGAAGAAGAUGAGAAACAUCGUAAGAAGGAGAAGGAAGAAGAUGAGAAACAUCGUAACAAGGAGAAGGAAGAAGAUGAGAAACAUCGUAACAAGGAGAAGGAAGAAGAUGAGAAACAUCGUAAGAAGGAGAAGGAAGAAGAUGAGAAACAUCGUAAGAAGGAGAAGGAAGAAGAUGAUAAACAUCGUAAGAAGGAGAAGGAAGAAGAUGAGAAACAUCGUAACAAGGAGAAGGAAGAAGAUGAGAAACAUCGUAACAAGGAGAAGGAAGAAGAUGAGAAACAUCGUAACAAGGAGUAG